This is a messenger RNA of Parnassius apollo (apollo), 1128 nucleotides long. Lineage: Eukaryota; Metazoa; Arthropoda; Insecta; Lepidoptera; Papilionidae. The record is from the annotation of a GenBank genome assembly.
AUGCAUCGACUUUUUGCUGAGCUGGAGCCAUCUGUAACCGUCACCGAGCAAAACCUGGCAGACCGAGUUCGGUAUAUCUUGCGCUCAAAUACAUUUGAUGUCACCGAACUCGAACGGCUACGACGUGAGGCUGUUCCUUCAUCGGGUGAAAAUGCUGCGGCUGAGGAUGCGGCGCCACAACUUGCUGAGCAAACGGCAAAUGUGGAUGCCGCCGUGAAUACGCCAGUUGUGGUUGAUUCAAACGAUGAUGGAACAGUCGCCCAGGAACUGGAACUAGAGCAAAUGAGGAGUACAUUGGAAGAGGCGAUUGUGGAAACGCGCAGUACGACUAUCGAAAAUCGACCGCGACUUCCCCGCUUAGCCCUAAGCAAGCGGAAUCGGGCUGUCGUGAGGGCUCUGAACCCAAUGCUGGUUAUAUAUUUGGAAGCCAGCCGGGACCUUUGCGAUACGGACUCAAUUCUUUUUGGCGCCGCACUGGCAGUCUGCCGUAUUAUAGGUGCCAAACUUUCCACGGCUGGACGCGCUACUGGACAAAGUAGUGCUAUCCCAGCCUGGAGAAUAAGAAUUGAAGAACGUAUCGCAAAGGCUAGGGCCCUCAUCGGCAGACUGAUAUGCUUCAGGUCAGGCAAUACCAGGCCAAGGAUUGUGCGCACCGUCAGGAUGGCGUUUGCUGGGACAAAUGUUAGUUUGUCCCAGCCGGAUAUAAUGCAAAAACUGACGGAGCGCAUAGACGACCUGAAGCAAAGAAUAGCUGCUUGGGGAAAGCGGAUUCGGCGAUAUACCAAGAGGUCGACACGGUUCAACCAGAAUCGUCUCUUCCAGAGUGAUCAGAAGAGGCUCUAUAAAUCAGUGGAGCGACCAAUAGUAAGUGGAACGGGCCCUGCACCAAAUCAGGCCGACAUGGUCGCAUUCUGGCGCAGCCUGUGGUCAGAGCCCGUAAACCACAACGAGGGCCCUUGGACGGAAGUUGUGGCGAGUCAGUGUGCGAGUAUUACGCCCAUGGACCCCGUCAUCAUAACGCCGGAUGACGUAGCUGAGGCGGUCCGUAGGGCCCCGAACUGGAAAAGUCCGGGGCUUGACGAGCUGCAUCACUACUGGCUGAAGGGGUUCAUGUUUCAGUUGCUGUGA